AUGGCCGAACAAAACUCACGAAGUAAGCGCAUUGCCCCUGAGACCUGUUCGGGCAUCAACGGACUUAUCGCAACAUGCAACAAAAACGAUCGCUUCAAGCUUUUGGAGGACGAUAGCGUCCUUCCAGUGAACUUGAGCAGCCCUAUUCACCCUCUAUUCAAUUGGUUCGAUACCGAAGGGCCGAUGCGUCAGAUGCUGCAACUCGCCUCGCAGUUCAUCGCCCAUGAUUCUCUCCUCGUCUUCUUUGUACCCCUCUUAUAUGGACGCGAACUGACCAGCACGAUUAACCCUAAUAACAAGACUCAUCUUUCAGAUCCCUUGGCUGAUAUAUCUGAACAGAAGCGCAACGAAUAUAUAUGCGGGCGAUCAGAGACCAACUCAUUCAACGUCAUGUUUCCCUGGUUUUCAGCGCAAGCAUGCAUGCAGGAUCGAAAUGGCUGA
Pyrenophora tritici-repentis Pt-1C-BFP is the source of this 441-nucleotide messenger RNA. NCBI's taxonomy places the organism in Eukaryota, Fungi, Ascomycota, Dothideomycetes, Pleosporales, Pleosporaceae. The record is from RefSeq and is a predicted model, not a curated record.